Molecule: messenger RNA, 1305 nt
Organism: Pleurotus ostreatus (oyster mushroom)
Lineage: Eukaryota; Fungi; Basidiomycota; Agaricomycetes; Agaricales; Pleurotaceae
Gene: SUB2
Product: Suppressor of the cold-sensitive snRNP biogenesis mutant brr1-1
Exons: 9
Coding region: 1-1305 (434 amino acids)
Biological process (GO): mRNA export from nucleus; mRNA splicing, via spliceosome
Molecular function (GO): RNA helicase activity; RNA binding; ATP binding
Source: RefSeq, a predicted model, not a curated record
AUGAGCGCCAACGACAACGAGGAUCUAAUUGACUACGAGGAUGAGCACGAUAUCGUCACCAACGGUGCUGGUUCUGGUUCCGCCACAAACGGGGCUGGAGCAACAGAUGGCGAGGGUAAAGAGAAGAAGAAUUUCUCUGGGAUCCAUUCAACGGGGUUCAGGGACUUCCUCCUGAAACCUGAGCUUCUCCGCGCUAUCAGUGACCUUGGUUUUGAACAUCCCUCUGAAGUCCAGCAAGAAUGUAUCCCUCAAGCUGUCCUCGGAAUGGACGUCUUGUGCCAGGCCAAAUCUGGACAUGGAAAGACGGCUGUUUUCGUCUUGGCCACGCUCCAGCAACUCGAACCAGUCAACGGCGAAGUUUCCGUUCUCGUCCUCUGUCAUACUCGUGAACUGGCCUUCCAGAUUAAGAAUGAGUACACUCGCUUCGCCAAGUACAUGCCAGAUGUUCGUGUCAGCACCUUCUUUGGCGGCACACCGGUUUCAAAGGAUGCCGAUCUCCUCCGCGACAAGACAAAAUGUCCUCACAUCGUCGUCGCCACCCCUGGUCGUCUCAAUGCCCUCGCCAGAGACAAAGUUUUGGACGCCAAAAACGUGAAGCACUUCGUCCUGGACGAGUGUGACAAAAUGCUGGAACAGCUUGACAUGCGCCGCGACGUCCAAGAAAUCUUCCGGAUGACCCCUCACCACAAACAAGUCAUGAUGUUCAGCGCCACUCUCGCGAAAGACAUCCGUGUAACAUGCAAGAAAUUCAUGGCCAAUCCUCUAGAGAUCUUUGUAGACGACGAAACGAAGCUCACGCUGCACGGUCUGCAACAGCAUUACGUGAAGUUGGAUGAGAGUGGGAAAAACAGGAAGUUAAACGACCUAUUGGAUAACUUGGAAUUCAAUCAGGUUGUCAUUUUCGUCAAGUCUGUUGCUCGUGCCAUUGAGCUGGACAAAUUGCUUGUUUCUUGCAACUUCCCUAGUAUCGCUAUUCAUUCAGGUCUGCAGCAAGACGAACGUAUCAGUCGGUACACUGCGUUCAAGGCGUUCGAGAAGCGUAUACUAGUUGCCACUGAUAUCUUCGGCCGUGGUAUCGAUGUUGAGCGUGUCAAUAUCGUGAUCAACUAUGACUGUCCUCCUGAUGCUGACAGUUACUUGCAUCGUGUUGGCCGUGCUGGCCGGUUCGGAACAAAGGGUCUUGCAAUUACAUUUGUGACUUCCGAUAGUGAUCAACAAGUCAUGGCUGCGAUCCAAUCGCGAUUCACAGUCGCUGUACCAGAACUGCCGGAUCACAUCGAUCCUGCGAGCUACAUGACGUCUUGA